AUGUCUGAUUCUUCUUCCCUUGCAGGCUCUGAGGUCAUUUCCGAUGAUGGCGCAGCCUCUUGGACCACGUCAGACAGUUGUACAGCUCCAUUGCAAGAUGCUCAAAACGUCAUUCCAUCCAAAGACCUGAAUGUAGCAGUGCACGCUACUGGAGUCGGGGUAUUGCAAGAUGCUCAAAAUAUCAUUCCAUCCAAAGACCUGAAUAUAGCAGGGCACGCUACUGGAGUCGGGGCAGAAGACGACACAAGCCUCAAAACGCAGAAAAAUCAAGACCGUUACUUGCGACGUUUCCAGAUUUGGGAUCGUGCUUUCGGCGUUUGGAAACCAUAUGAUCCAUCGUUCAUCAAGCCUGUCCCUCCGCGUGAAGAUCUGCACAACUACUUCUAUCUCGAUGUCCGACACAAAAAUAGUGAACAAUUCCCUGAACUGGUUGUGAGCCACUUCAGUGGAAUACUGAUCAAAUUCCUUCGCCAUGCCAUUGGGGAUGAAUUCUUUGAAAGAAAUCCAGAAUAUCGUCUUUCGGACUUUUUUUCGAAUCUGAGAGACCUCAAGGCUGAUCUUGCGGAAGUCUGUGAUGUUCUUGCUUCAAAUUUGGCCGAGGAAGACCUCAAGCAAAAGGCAAAUGAUAUGGGUUGCACAGAUGCAUUGGGUCUGCAUAAAACUGAGAAAGAUGCCCGGCUGUACUUCGAGGACGUGGUGGAACACCUUGGCGUCCUGUUAGGCAUGAUCGAGCAGGAAUUUGAACCGACAGCUAAAGAACUCGAGCUUCAGCUCUCUUACGGGUCCAUCGCUUACGACCUGCUCGAGUACUAUUUUGAGCCAGGUGUCAAGUACUAUACUCUGCAGAAUGGCAACUUGACCGGGUUUACUCUGGAUAGAACAUGCUAUAGCAAGCACUCGGAAAGGUUCUCCUUGGUCGGGGAGACAACAAGGUGGGAUGGGCACAAAUACACUCACAAGGAAGAGACUUUCCAGAUUGAACACUACGAUGGAACGAUGGAGCUGCCAAAGCUGCCCUGCAAAAUCAUGACAGACGACGUACGCGCCAAGCUAACUGCCCGAGGGAAAUUGUAUGAAUCGUUCGCUGGUGGCGUCCAUUACAAGUCGUACAAAGGGAGUAGAAUUGUCAUCGAUCAACUUGCAUUUGACAAGCGCCCCUGGGGCUACGAACGUGACCCAGACGAGAAUAUCCCUGAUGUUCCCGAAGGAGAAUAUGAUCAACUUCCGGCCUCAGUACCUGGUUUCGAGCUCAAGAGCAAAACAUGGCAGUCAUUCUGUGUUGAAGAGAUUGGUGACAUCAAGUUUGACGAGAAAGCUUGGGACCACUUGGUUAUAGACGAUGACGUCAAAAGCCUGAUCAAGGGACUUGUCGAUGUUACUAAGAAUGCUAAUACGUCGCAGCACCUUAUGUCGGACGUUAUCACAGGUAAAGGUGGAGGUUUAAUCGCAGUACUUCAUGGACCUCCUGGAACCGGAAAGACCCUUACGGCUGAAGCUGUCGCCGAACACCUCAAGAGGCCUUUGUACAUCGUCAGCUCUCCAGAAUUGUCGACAGUGCCUUCACAACUGGAGUCCAAGUUGUCGGAGAUACUGAGCUUAGCUACCACAUGGGACGCCAUAGUUCUUAUCGAUGAAGCCGACGUGUUCUUGGAACAGAGAAGUCUCCGUGAUUUAACACGCAACGCUCUCGUUUCCGUUGCAUUAAAGGUCUUCGAGUACCACCGCGGCGUGCUCUUCUUGACAACAAAUCGCAUUCAAACGUUUGACGAUGCCUUUCUUUCGAGGUUCUCCAUCGGUCCGUUCUCCCUGUUUACAUCACAUCAGUUUGAAAUUGAUUCGAUCUAA
Messenger RNA from Suillus clintonianus, 1845 nucleotides. Its product is annotated as P-loop containing nucleoside triphosphate hydrolase protein. Bases 1 to 1845 code for a protein of 614 amino acids. Gene Ontology annotation, molecular function: ATP hydrolysis activity; ATP binding. The transcript is spliced from 19 exons. NCBI's taxonomy places the organism in Eukaryota, Fungi, Basidiomycota, Agaricomycetes, Boletales, Suillaceae. The record is from RefSeq and is a predicted model, not a curated record.